AUGAAUUCUAUAGAAGGAGAAUUACAUAGAAUUCCAAAGAAAUACAUCAAUCCUUUAGAGCCUAGGGGAAAAGGCGAGGGCUUGAGAGUAAAUGGAAAAGAAUGGAAAAUCCAGAAAGAUGCAUUUAGGGGGAAGAAUACUGGUACAAAGAAACAGAGUAGCUGGGCAAAAAGGGAGGAAAUGAAGCUUCAAGAAAAGCAAUUCAAAGAUCGAUUGAACAAUUUGAAACAAGAAAAAGUGAACGAGAGAGAUAACAAGAUUGCUGAAAGCAAAAGAAGAAGAGAGAUAAAAGAAGAAAAGGAAAGGUACGAGAGAAUUGCUUUAAAGAUGCAUGCGAAGAAAGUCGAGAGAAUGAGAAAAAGGGAGAAGAGAAACAAGAUGCUCAAAGAGCGCUAG
This is a messenger RNA of Priceomyces carsonii, 396 nucleotides long. RefSeq lists its product as uncharacterized. The transcript has a single exon. The coding region runs from base 1 to 396 and encodes 131 amino acids. Lineage: Eukaryota; Fungi; Ascomycota; Pichiomycetes; Serinales; Debaryomycetaceae. The record is from RefSeq and is a predicted model, not a curated record.